UUCUUCCCGUUUUGGAGAAGGUAGCGCCGGAGCCGCUUCUCCUGUGAGUGAUUCCUGCCUCGCGCGGGGGGAGGUGGAAGGAGCGGCCGCCCGGCACGCGGGGGGCGGACCCAGAGAGAGCCCAGGUCUCGGCCUCCGGAUUCCGGAGCAUUCCUCGCCUUGGCCAGCAGCCUCCCGAGGCGGCAGCAGCAGCAGCAGCAGCAGCAGCAGCGUGGGCCGGAGAAGGGACGCCAGCCUCCAGCGUGUCAUGGAGCCACCUGGGUGGGAAACAGGCUGACCCCCAACCGCUGCCUCGCGCCCGGCCUGAACGCGCCGAGUCCUUCGUUUCUCCCGAAUCGGAGCCGUGUCGGUCGUUGCAGCCGGUUCGUUCCGCCGGAGCCCAAAGGCACAAAGCGGUGCCUGUUCCGACCGCCACAGACCGGCUGUGGCCCAGCAUGCCGAGGCCGGGCGUGGGCCAGGAUGAGUGCCAUGGACUCGGCCGCGUGCCCAGAGCCGCCUCCGGGGGCCUACGCGCUGCACAUCUACCCGCAGCUCUCGGCGGAGAGCGCCUCCUGCUGCCGGGUGGUGGCCACCAAGGACGCCGCCGCCGCCGAGGUCAUCCAGCAGGCGGUGGCCUCCCUGCGCCUGGACCCCUCCGGGCAGUACGCGCUGGUGGAGGUGAAGGAGUCCGGCGGGGAGCAGUGGGUGCUGGACGGGAGUGACGCCCCCGUCCACCGGGUGCUGCUGUGGCCCCGCCGGGCCCAGGACGAGCACCCCCAGCAGGACGGCUACUACUUCCUGCUGCAAGAGCGCAACCGCGAUGGCAGCAUCCGGUACCUCCCGGCCCCGCUGGCCGCCUCCGCCGGGGAGGAGGAGGCGGCGGCGGCCCGGCGGCUGGUGGAGCGGGGCUUCCUGCCCUGGCAGCAGGAGGACUUCAGCGACCUCUGCAGCCUGCCCAACCUGACGGAGAGCAGCCUGCUGGAGAACCUGAAGCGCCGCUUCCAGAAGCAGAAGAUCUACACCUACGUGGGCAGCAUCCUGAUCGCCCUCAACCCCUUCAACUUCCUGCCCAUCUACAACCCCAAGUACGUCCAGAUGUACGAGAACCACCCGCUGGGCCGGCUGGAGCCCCACAUCUUCGCCGUGGCCGACGUGGCCUACCACGCCAUGCUGAAGCAGCGCCUCAACCAGUGCAUCGUCAUCUCCGGGGAGAGCGGCUCGGGCAAGACCCAGAGCACCCACUUCCUGAUCCACUGCCUGACGGCCCUCAGCCAGAAGGGCUACGCCAGCGGGGUGGAGCGGACCAUCCUGGGAGCCGGGCCGGUGCUGGAGGCCUUUGGAAAUGCCAAGACUGCCCACAACAACAACUCCAGCCGCUUUGGGAAAUUCAUCCAGGUCAACUACUUGGAGAAUGGCAUCGUCCGGGGGGCUGUGGUCGAAAAGUACCUGCUUGAGAAAUCCCGCUUGGUGUCUCGGGAAAAGAACGAAAGGAACUACCACGUCUUCUACUACUUGCUUCUCGGCGUCAGCGAAGAGGAGCGCCAGGAAUUCCACCUGGGGCAGCCCAGAGACUACUUCUACCUCAACCAGCACAAUUUGAAGAUCGAAGACGGGGAGGACCUCAAGCAUGACUUUGAGCGCUUAAAGCAGGCCAUGGAGAUGGUCGGUUUUCUUCCGGCAACCAAGAAACAAAUUUUCUCCAUCCUCUCCGCUAUCCUCUACCUGGGAAACGUCACCUACAAAAAGAAGGCGGCGGGCCGAGACGAGGGGCUGGAGGUGGGGCCCCCGGAAGUGCUCGACAUCCUCUCGCAGCUUCUGAAGGUCAAGCGUGAAAUUUUGGUGGAAGUGCUGACCAAAAGAAAAACAGUGACCGUGAACGACAAGCUGAUCCUGCCCUACAGCCUCAGCGAGGCCCUCACGGCUCGUGACUCCAUGGCGAAGUCUCUCUACAGUGCGCUCUUUGACUGGAUCGUCCUGCGGAUUAACCACGCGCUGCUCAACAAGAAGGACAUGGAGGAGUCCGUCACGUGCUUGUCCAUUGGCGUGCUGGACAUCUUUGGCUUCGAGGACUUCCAGACCAACAGCUUCGAGCAGUUUUGCAUCAACUACGCCAACGAGCAGCUGCAGUAUUACUUCAACCAGCACAUUUUCAAGCUUGAGCAGGAGGAGUACCGGAGCGAGGGCAUCCCCUGGCACCACAUCGACUACACGGACAACGUGGCCUGCAUCCACCUGAUCAGCAAGAAGCCCACCGGCCUCUUCCACCUCCUCGACGAGGAGAGCAACUUCCCACACGCCACAAGCCAGACGCUCCUGGCCAAGUUCAAGCAACAGCACGAGGAGAACAAGUUUUUCAUCGGUACGCCCGUCAUGGAGCCCGCCUUCAUCAUCCAGCACUUUGCAGGCAAAGUGAAAUACCAGAUCAAGGACUUCCGCGAGAAGAACAUGGACUACAUGCGGCCCGACAUCGUGGCUCUGCUGCGGGGCAGUGACAGUGCCUACGUGCGCGAGCUGAUCGGGAUGGACCCGGUGGCGGUCUUCCGCUGGGCCACGCUGCGCGCAGCCAUCCGGGCCAUGGCCGUCUUUGCGGAAGCGGGCCGCCAGAGAGCCCGGAAGACGGCAGGUGUGGUGCGCCAGGGGCCCAGGACCCCGCUGGGAGAGCUCCAGCAAGCCAACACCCCCCUCGAGAAGGCUUAUCGCUGCGCGGUGCUUGAUUUCUCCUUUGAUUGCUCUGAGGAUUUUGAUAUAAACGCUUUUGAAGACAUCAUAGCUUCGUACGAAAGCAAGAAGAGGAGCCGGGGGGCCAGGCAGAAGCAGCUCAUCCCCAAGAACUUGCUGGACUCGAAGUCCCUGAAGCUGAUAGUGAGCAUGACGCUGCACGACCGCACCACCAAGUCCCUCCUGCACUUGCACAAGAAGAAGAAGCCGCCCAGCAUCAGCGCUCAGUUCCAGACCUCUCUCAACAAGCUCCUGGAGACCCUGGGGAAGGCAGAGCCGUUCUUCAUCCGCUGCAUCCGCUCCAACGCUGAGAAGAGGGAGCUGCUCUUUGACGAGGCCCUGGUGCUCCAGCAGCUGCGCUACACCGGGAUGCUGGAGACGGUGCGGAUCCGGCAGUCGGGCUACAGUGCCAAGUUCCCCUUCCAGGACUUUGUGGACCAGUUCCAGGUCCUGCUGCCCAAGAACGCCCAGGCCUGCCCGGAGGAGAUCUCCGCUCUGCUGACCAGGCUGCAGCUGGACCCCAACAGCUACCAGAUCGGGAAGACCAAGGUCUUCAUGAAGGAGGCGGCACGGCAGGUGCUUCAGGACACCCUGCAUCAGGAGGUCAUCCGGAAGAUCAUCGUCCUCCAGAGCUGGCUCCGGAUGGCGGCCGAGAGGCGGCACUUCCUCCACAUGCGGCAGGCGGCCAUCACCUUGCAGGCUUGCUGGCGUUCAUGCCGUGUCCAGCGGGCACUCAUGAGGGAGAGCGCUGCCACCUACAUCCAGGCAGCGUGGCGCAGGUACAGAGCGUGGCGAUCUUAUCGGCAGCAGCGAAAGAGAAUCUGCUUGCUUCAGGCCCUGGUCAGGGGAUUCCUCCAGCGCAAGAGAUUUCGUCUUAUGCUCCUGGAGAAAAAACUGGAGGCGGCCAGGCAGCAGCAGCAGCAGCAGGCGGCUGUCGGGCACGAGAAUGGGCUGAGCCCGGCAGAAGAGCUCGCCUCCCAUCAGGUGGCCAGAGGAGCUGAAGGGCAGCCAGAGCAGGGGGCGGGCCCGGAAGAGGAGGAGGCGUCGGCGGGAACUGGGGGGGAGUCGGUAGGGCAGCCGGCCCUCCCGCCCUCCCAGAAGAGCCUGGCCAGCAGCCGGGAGAAACGGGAGACCCGCCGGCAGCGGGGCCUGCAGCACAACGCGCUGCAGAACAAGCACGUGGCCUUUGUCUUGGAGGGGCAAGCCGGAGCCCCCAGCAGGGAAGGCAGCCCCCGCCGCCCGGAGGAAGAGGAGCAGCAGCAGGAGAGCUGUGCGCCUGUGCGGGGCGUGGAAAAGAGCCCAGCCCCUCCCUUAGGCAGCCCCGGAGUGGGUGUGCGGGGCCUGCCGGGCGAGGGCCCCCUUCCUCCGGACGGCUCUGCUCCGCCCCCAGCACCGCAGCAGGAGGUGGCCGGGCCGGGGAGGCUGGAGGGCACCAGGGUCCGCACCAGCCAGAGCUUCACCUGCCCCGAGAGGCCCCUGGAGCUGGCCCUGGGCCUGCCGAACCAUCUGACCAGCAGCAGGAGCUUCCGCAGCCCCGGCAGCAAAAGCCAGCGGGGCUCUCCCAAGGAGCUGGGCAGCCCCACCGCUUUCCCCAUCCAGCGGUACCAGGACGACCCGGAGAGGCUGCGGGACAAGCGGGAGAGGUGGAAAGGCAAGAGGCAGCUGGCCCGCGGGCAGGACGACCCCCUCAGCCAGUCCCUGGAAGAAGGGCCGGGAGGGGGGCCCGCCGCCCGCUCCCCCUCCCCCCUGCUGCGGAAGAAAGGGGCGGCCUCUUCCUUGGACGACCUCUACCGGCUCGCCCGGCCCACCUCUGCAGGCCAGCAGUCUCCGGACACAACGGAGGGUGACGGGAGCAGCACGACGCAGGUCCUGCCGAGAGGAGCCGGGGAGCCGCCUGCCGCCUUCCUCGACGCGGCCCCUCCGGUGCCAGUGCCCGGCCAACAGAUGGAUGCCAAAUCUUCUUUCAGAAGUCCCUUGCGAAGACUGCUGGGCAAGAGACCGGAGAAGAAGAGCCUCAAGGAGAAUGCCGAUGCCACGGAGGAGGCAGAGCCCUCCCCCUUCUUAGCCUGCGUGCUCCCCAUGGAGGCAGAAGCUCCUUCCGGGCCUCCGACUCUGCCCCCGGCAGAAGAAUCCCGCGCCAAAGAGCCCGGCAAAGCCAAGCGGAACCGCACCAUCAAGAUCAGCAAAGCCAAGACGGCACCGGAGAAGUGGAGGGCCCCCUUCCUGCGGGAGAUCGCCAACGCCAACGAGCUGAAGUACCUGGACGAAUUCCUCCUGAACAAGAUCAACGAUCUCCAAUCCCAGAAGUCGGCUAUCGAGUGCUUGUUCUUUGAAGCCACCGAGAAGUUCCGCGGGAACAUCAAGACCAUGUACUCCUCCCCGAAUGGUCAGAUCCACGUGGGCUACCGGGACCUGAUGGAGAACUACCAGCUGCUAGUGGUCAACCUGGCGAAGCAGAGGGAGGAGAAAGACGUGAAGCUGGUGCUCAACCUCUUCCAGGCCCUUCUGGACGAGUUUUCCCGGGGCUACGCCAAGAAGGAAGACUCCGAGCACCCCAAGCCAGGCAAGGCGCAGAAGAAGAAGCGGAAGCAGGAGCGGGUGAUCGAGGAGCUGAACGGACACGUCUUCGUGAGCUACCAGGUCAACAUCCUGCAGUCCUGUGAGCAGUGCUGCUCCUACGUCUGGCCCAUGGAGAAGGCCUGCCUCUGCCGCAUCUGCAAGCUGACUUGCCACAAGAGAUGCCUGAGCCGAGUGCAGACGGGGUGCACCUCCUCAGCAGCCAGGAAGGGCGACCAGGACCCCGAGCCCCGCCACUUCGGGCUGCCGGUCAGUGCCCUGACGGGCGAGAAGAACUCCGUCCCGCUCGUCAUGGAGAAGCUGCUGGAAUAUGUGGAGAUGCACGGCCUCUACACCGAGGGGAUCUACCGCAAGUCUGGCUCGGCCAACCGCAUGAGGGAGCUGAAGCAGUCGCUGCAGGCGGACCCAAAUGCGGCCCGCCUGGAGAACUACCCCGUCCACACCAUCACCGGCAUCUUCAAGCAGUGGCUGCGGGAGCUGCCCGACCCCCUCAUGACCUUUGCCCAGUACCACGACUUCCUCCGGGCAGUGGAGCUCCCAGGGAAGCAAGAGCAGCUCUGCGCCAUCUACAGCGUCCUGGAGCAGCUGCCCCGCGCCCACCACGACACCCUGGAGCGCCUCAUUUUCCACCUCGUCAAGGUGGCCCUGUUGGAGGAGGUCAACCGCAUGUCGCCCAACGCGCUGGCCAUCGUCUUUGCCCCCUGCCUCCUGCGCUGCCCGGACACCUCCGACCCCCUCACCAGCAUGAAGGACGUCUCCAAAACCACCACGUGCGUGGAGAUGAUCAUCAAGGAGCAGAUGAGAAGGUACAAGCUCAAGAUGGAGGAGAUCUGCCAGCUGGAGGCCGCCGAGAGUCUGGCCUUCCGGCAGCUCUCGCUGCUUCGGCAGAACUCGCUGUGGCCCGUCAAACUGGGGUUUUCGUCUCCCCGCGAGGGAGCCCGGACCACCAGCGCCCCCGGCCCCAGCGAGAAGGGCCCCCCCGCCCCCCCGCUGUGCUUCCUGCCCGAGGAGGAGCCCUUGGCGGCCAGCAGCCGGGAGAAGGAGCUGCUGAUGGAGCACAUCCAGUCCAUCCAGGAGGAGAAGGAAGACAUCACCUACCGGCUGCCGGAGCUGGACCAGCGCGGCUCUGACGAGGAGAACCUCGACUCGGAGACGUCAGCCAGCACGGAGAGCCUGUUGGAGGCGCGCGGGAGGCGCCCGGACCCCGAAGGCAGCUCUGAGCCUCCGUCCGCCCAAGAGGAGUCCGGGCCGCCCAGCAGCCUGCCCCCGCCCCUGCCCGCCGUAGCCCCCCAGUGUGGACCCAGCUCAGCGCUGCUGCUGCUCCAGGGGAGGGAGCUUCCGCCAGCCCCACAGCCAGCUGGGGGCUGCCCCGCCCGACUGACAAGCUGACCCCGUCUCCCGUCCCCAAGAGGCCCGGCCCGGCGGCCUCCAUGCAGCGCGCAAGCGGCCCGGCCCUGCCCGGAAGGACCCGCCCCGCACGAAGCGGCAGCAGCAGGAAGUGUGGGGAUGGCGGCCAGCGCAAAGCUGCCCAAGGAGGCCUCUGGCUCUGGGGCCAGCCAUGGGGGGCGGACCCCCUCCUCCCCUCUCCCCCCAGGGUGCUCCUGGUCUUGUGCCUUCCCCCCGCCCCCAGCGGGGCCCCAAGGAGAGUGGCGGGCCGGGGGCCGAGGUCUGGCGCUCUCCGGUGUUCGUUACGAGUUUCCUGUUGGUUUACAGAAGUUUUAAAUUUUGUAAGGCGUGCUUUAUCGUGACCAAAAAAAUUGUUAUCAAUGUUUCUAUAAAUACAUUGCACUUUUUUGGGAGUUA
Hemicordylus capensis (graceful crag lizard) is the source of this 7077-nucleotide messenger RNA. RefSeq names its product myosin IXB (gene MYO9B). Gene Ontology annotation, molecular function: GTPase activator activity; ATP binding; protein binding. Gene Ontology annotation, biological process: intracellular signal transduction. The transcript is spliced from 41 exons. Gene Ontology annotation, cellular component: myosin complex. The coding region runs from base 460 to 6663 and encodes 2067 amino acids. Lineage: Eukaryota; Metazoa; Chordata; Lepidosauria; Squamata; Cordylidae. The record is from RefSeq and is a predicted model, not a curated record.